Messenger RNA from Stomoxys calcitrans (stable fly), 5062 nucleotides. It is a transcript of the gene tsh, whose product is annotated as protein teashirt. Gene Ontology annotation, cellular component: nucleus. The transcript is spliced from 2 exons. NCBI's taxonomy places the organism in Eukaryota, Metazoa, Arthropoda, Insecta, Diptera, Muscidae. The coding region runs from base 1311 to 4232 and encodes 973 amino acids. The record is from RefSeq and is a predicted model, not a curated record. Gene Ontology annotation, biological process: regulation of transcription by RNA polymerase II. Gene Ontology annotation, molecular function: DNA binding; DNA-binding transcription factor activity, RNA polymerase II-specific.
AAAUGCUAUAAAACGUUUAAUUGACAUACAAAAAAAAUAAUAAUUGUUAAAUUCCAAUAAAACCACAAAAAUGGAAAUACAUUUACUUAAGAACCAUAAAACAAAAAAACAAGACUGAUUCAAAAAUUAAACAAAAAACCAACUUUCUCAAAAAAAAAAAACAAAAAUUCAACAAAUCAUGCAGAUUUAAUUCCAACAAAAACCUCAGAAAACUUAUUACAACCAACAAAACUCGUUAACAAAGUAUACGUAAAAUGAAACAAAAUCAACAACAACAACAAUACAAUACAAAUAUUUAACAAAAAAUUUAAUAAAAAAAAUUACAAAAAAAAGUAUUUAUUAAGUAACUUAAAAAUAUAAUACAAAAUAAACGUAGAGUGCAAAUACAAAAAAAAUAUUUUUCCUAAAUAAAAAACAAAAUAUUGCUCAUUUAAUAAAAUAAAACAAAAAUACAACAAAAUAUACGAAAAUUGAUGUAAACAACUAAAAAAAAUCCCUUAAAUCUUACCUUUCAACAAAAAAUAAUAACCGAAUGUAUACGAUUCACUGCAAUUAUUAAUUAAAUUAACAACAAUAUACCUAUAUAAAAAAAAAUUUAAAAAAUUAAUGAAAAAUAUUUUCUAAAAUUCUAAAAACAAAACAAAAAUAGUUUUAAUAAAACAAAAAACAAAACCCACAACAAUUAUACGCGUACAUAGUGCAAAAUUAUUAAAAAAAUCAACAACAACAACUACAACCACAAAAUACCCCCCUACACACAACAAUAAUUUAUUAAAUAUUAUUAAUAAUAAAGAAAACAAAAAUACAAAAUAAAUAAUAUUUUAAGAAUCAAACAACAACAAGAAGAACAUAAACCUUAGCCAAGCCAACAUCAAUAACUCAUCAUAAGGAGGCAAAAACUCAUCAACAUUCGUUCAGCAACGGCAUCAUUGCCACCACAGUUUUUUUUCGUGCUUUUUGGUGUUCUCCCCUGCUCUGUCCCAGAGCAAUCAAAAAUUUUUUGUUAUUUAAAACAAAAACAAUUUUUAUACCAAAACCAACUAUAAACACCGUGCUAUAAUUUUUUCCUAAAUCAAAAAAGAAAAUCUCCAAAUUUUGUUUUUUGAAAAAAUUGAAAAUUGUUGCUAUUUAACUAAAAAAAAAUUGCUGAGUGGAGCUCUCCCAACUAAACUCGCUCUCUGCUACUCUCUCUCUCGCAUAUUGUGAAUUGAGAGCGUAAGAAAUUCAUCAUUAACUACAACCUCCUCUAAAACCACACCACCACCACCAUCAAAAAAAGCAACAACAACAACCACACCAACAAACUCAAAAUGCUGCACGAAGCUUUAAUGCUAGAAAUCUAUCGCCAGGCCUUGAAUGCGGGAGCUUUGCCCACAGCACGGCCGCGAUCGACAGAGUCUGCCAAUUCCAGUGAGCGCUGUCCCUCGCAUGAAUCGAAUUCCUCGGAAAAUGGUAAGGAUCAUCGUGAGAACAGCCUUAGCCAAGCGCCAGCCGGAGUUCUGCCAUUGCCCUCAUCGCCGGGGGCGUUUCCAGCCAUUCCAAAUAUGCCAGCCCAACCACCCUCCAUGGAGGCCUAUUUACACAUGGUAGCCGCGGCUGCCCAACAAUAUGGCUUCCCCUUGGGUGCAGGUCCCCGCUUGCCCUUGCCAUUGCCCACAGAGGCUGCCCAAGCAGCUGCGGCCGCUUUCAAAAUGCCCCCACAAGCCUCACCCACGGCUUCCAGCAAUCAUUCCGAGGCUUUGGAUUUUCGUACAAAUCCCUAUGCUCGUUCUGGCUCCGCAGAGCCUGUUGCCUCCGACGAAGAAGAGGAGGAGGAAGAGGUCAAUGAUGGCAAUAAUCCCUUGGAUUUGUCCUGCGGCACACGCAAGCGUUCGGCGGAGGAUGAGACAGAAGCAGAUGCUUCCUUGGGGCAAAUUCAAGUGAAGAAAAUUUUCAAAUCCGAUAGUCCACCUUUGGCAGCGGCGCCUCCACCAGCCCAGCAAGUUCCUCCCAAUCAUAUGAUGCCAGGAGUUAAUCCCUAUUUGGCAGCAGUGGCAGCGGCCAAUAUUUUCCGUUCGGGACAAUUUCCCGAUUGGAAUGGCAAGAGUGAUCUGGUGGUGGAUCCUUUGGAGAAAAUGUCUGAUAUUGUGAAGGGGCCACGCAAAGAAAAGAAUUCUCGUCCCUCGUCCAACUCACAGGCGAAUGCCCAACCUGUUACCCCACAGCCACCAGCUCCAGUGCAAAGUGCGCCAGCCCCACCACCAGCCAGUGAGGGCAUCACCAAGACCAGACACAAUAUCUGGCAGUCCCACUGGCAGAACAAAGGAGUGGCCAGCUCGGUGUUUAGAUGUGUUUGGUGCAAGCAAAGCUUCCCCACCCUGGAGGCCCUUACCACCCACAUGAAGGAUAGCAAGCAUUGCGGGGUGAAUGUUCCACCUUUUGGCAAUUUGCCUACGGCCAAUGAGCGUCCACCACCACCUAGCCAACCUCCACCAGGUGCCAAUCAUCUAAGGCAGCCCCACAAUAAAGGCAACAAUUCGGGUCCUUCGCAGGCGGCCAAAAAUGCAUUCCAGUAUCGCGGCGACCCUCCCACUCCUUUGCCCCGCAAACUGGUGCGUGGUCAAAACGUUUGGCUGGGCAAGGGUGUGGAACAGGCCAUGCAAAUUCUGAAAUGCAUGCGCUGUGGCGAAAGCUUCCGUUCCCUCAAUGAGAUGACCAAACACAUGCAAGAGACUCAGCAUUAUACCAAUAUCCUGUCGCAGGAGCAAACGAUCUCAAUGAAGUCCACUCCGAACUCAGCGCCAGGUGAAAGCAAAGAAGGCCAAAGUCUUAGUUCCGAAGAAAGUCGCACCCUCAGUGCUGUGCUUACCUGCAAGGUUUGCGACAAGGCUUUCAACUCCUUGGGGGACCUCAGCAAUCACAUGGCCAAAAACAAUCACUAUGCCGAACCCCUAAUGCAGUCCAUGGGUGGAGGAGCGGCCGGCAAUCGCAAAAGACCGGCUCCCAAAAAGCGAGAGAAAUCCUUGCCAGUACGCAAACUCUUGGAGAUGAAGGGAGCCCAGGAUCAGCUGGAACAGGAAAUGGAGAUGCAGAAAAUGCAACGCCCUGGCAUGGGUCCAGGUUCCGAUAAAACUGAGGCUGCUUUAUUUGCCGAGCGCAUGCGUCAAUACAUCUCGGGCAUUAAGCCCGAUGAACCUGCCAAAAAUCACAUGGCAGCCUCCAAUGUACUUAACAAAACCAAAUCGCCCGACUUGCUAGAGCCAAAAAAUGGAGCCACCAAGGCAGCACCCGGCUCCUCUUCUGUACUGAGUGCCAUUGAGCAAAUGUUCACCACUAGUUUUGAUACACCACCACGCCAUGCCAGUCUGCCGGCCACAAGUCCUUCCAAUUCGUCCACUAAAAAUACCUCACCUGUGGCUUCCAAUAUCCUUAAGCGCUUGGGUAUCGAUGAGAAUGUUGACUAUAACAAGCCCUUGAUAGAUACAUCGGAUCCCUAUUACCAGCACUACCGUUACACCAGCAGUGAACGCAGUGCCAGCGAGUGCAGUGCUGAGACCCAUAAUGAUUCGCGCAAAAUGGAGAAUCCCACACCAGACAAAAGCUAUCAGGAGGAGGCCAUUGCAGCCUCCCACAAAAUGGAUUGUGAUGUGGAUAUAAAAAGAGAAAUGGAAAAAAAUGAUGCGGAAUGUGCCACCAAUCUAAGUGUGGAUGCGGUGCCAAAAAUCAAGCAGGAAAUCAAAGCUGAAAUCGAUGAUGAGGGGGAUGAUGACGAGCCUCGCAUACAAAGUCCAAAGGAGAGAUCAGCAGCAGCCUCGGGCUCAGCUGCUGAUGGCAAUGCUGUCAACUCCAAUGGCACCGAUUACUCGCUGAACAACAACAACAACAACAACAAUAACACCAAAGAAUGCCAAGCGCAAUCUCCCAAAUUGGCCACUAGUCCCCAGUCACGCCUGCUGCCGCCACGCAGUCCCACCGACAGCCAUCGUUCACUGACUCCCAAGUCUCCGGCCUCGAGCAUCAAGUCCUACGAUGGGGGCGAGAAGAAAUACCCCAGUGACUCCCUAAAUGCCCUCUCGUCCAUGUUCGAUUCGUUGGGCAGCACCACCAACUCCUCGACCCUCAGCAACCGGCCCCAGCCCCAGAACACCUCAUCCCUGCUAAGCGCCAAACUCGAUUCGCCCGAGAAUCUGACCACCUCGAAUUCAUUAGCUGCUCUACGUCAAUUCUGCAUUAAGAAAGAGAAAACCGCUUAAAAACGCUCUCCAACUUAUUUCGUUUUUAUUUUUCAUUUCUAUUAUGGGAAACAGUGUGAAAAACAUAUUUUUUGUUUUUGCUAUAAUUUCGUUGGCGCCCAACGUCUCGCUCUCGGAGUCAGCCGCGAAAUUAUGAUUUCUGUUUUUAAAUCACAAUUAAAAAAAAAAAAAGAAGAGAACAACGCUCUUUUAGCUGGCCACCGGCAAGUAGGAACAAGCGCGCUAAAGGCGAAGCAGAAAGUCUAGAACGCCCCAGAGAAAAGAAGGCCACGUGUUUGACUGAUUUUGAAUAAUUCUCAAUAACUAGACGACGACACCAACACUACUCCAAAGUCUUCUGUACUUUUAGCGUGUUACAGCAGCCAAUACAAAACCGGAAGCUCGCUUGCUUUUCUUUCGACCCCGCUAUGGGAGAAAAGAGUGUUGAUGAGAGAUUAUGUUUUCGAGAGUAACCCUGAUGCUAUGAAAGAGAGCCGGAGAGUCUAUGGAUGAGUUAACUCUCCCACUCUCAGCAGGGUAAGGAAAAAGAGAGUGAGGCUCUGCGCAGCCAACGCAACAGUGAGAAUGAUGCUGUUGCAACUUGUGAGCAUGCCACAUUAAAAGGCACACGAGUGUUACAUAGAGCGGGCGAUCAAUGAGCAGUGAGAGUGAGCUAGAGAAACAAAGAUGAGGUGCACAGAGUGGAAAAGAGAAAAGCAGCUAGUAAGGAUUGCAAGAUUUAUUGCCGAGAUAGAAAGAGAGACUGGAUAUUGAAAACCGUCUUUAAGGUUUAAGAGAAAGAUGAAAAAAAAUAUAAAAAAUGAAAUCAAAAAAAAAAAAAACACAACACA